AUAAACACUGAUAAUCUCACUCUAAACCAACGCCUGUACACGCGCGUUUGUCUUGUUGGGAAAAAUAUAUAUUUUUUAUAUCUAAUUUCGGUCUGAUCAUCAAUACGUUCCGCUCAUUCGGUCAUUCCAGUCUUCAACAACUGAAUGAAUGUAAACACGCGUUUAGAAAUCCAAAGACGUGCAUUAUUAAUGCUGUGAAAUCUUUGAACUAGUUCACAAAAGGGACAGUGCUGUACCGUUAGAUACGAAGUUAAUUUGUAUUCACGAAAUCGGAAACCAACAGGUUAUAGAUAAAAUUCUUCACCUGUACAUUGUGUAACUCGUUAACGUUAACUUGAAACGUACAGUUUAUAGUGUUGUGAUCGAGUUUCAUAGGGAAGUGCUAUGAAUCAGUGUUUAUGAUGCGCGAGCGCUCGCCCAUUCGAUUUUUAGUGUUAGAUGUGUUUUAGCGAUGAGUGUGCCUAAUUUGAGUGUCGAUCAGAGAACAGAAAUCGAGGCUGCAGAGGCAUGCACUUGGCUGCGAGCUGCCGGCUUCCCUCAAUAUGCCCAAAUGUACGAAGAUCUGCAAUUUCCAAUCGACGUGUCCGGAGUUCAAAACGACCACCCAUUUUUGGACGCGGACUCGCUCCAGUCAUUGUUCAGACGACUCACCGCCCUCAACAGAUGUGCCACCAUGAAGUUAGAGCAUCAUCAUCAUCAGAAGAGAUCGAACGACUCUGACGACGAACAAUGCGCAUUAAGCGAUAAAUGGCAAUACGAGAGAAAAUCUCGAAGAUGGUCCCGGGUCGUGGAAAUUACGCCUCAAGCACAAAGGAGAUUACAGGUGAUAGCAGCCAGAGCGCUAGCAGAACGAGAGGCAAGAGAGGCAAGAGGUGAAGUGGAAGAUGAUGAGGAUGAAACUCUACCAACCAUCAGGGUUGGUCUGGUUGACGCGGACGGACAUUACACAGACGUAGAACCAGAUCUUCUGACAGUACCCGGACACCAUAUGCAGUUACCAAGUGAUAAAGAAGAUGAAGAGGACACUGGAACCAGGUUCAGGCGAACUGGGUCCGAAAGAUUACGGGACGGGGCCAAGGCGUUAUUAAGGAGGGUCGAGUCGCUGAAAACGAGAAGAAGGAAACGGCAAAACAGAACGGAAGUUAUAGUUUCAUCGCCACACUUUCUGGACGUCAAUCAGGACAAAUAUGCUGAUUUGAAUUACAUAGAUAUGACGCCCACUACUCCAACAGCCUUUCCCUUCCCGGACUUCCACAGUUCGCCAGUCCAUGCACCAGCUAUCCGUACGCAACCCCCUUCCCCCAUGACGAUAAUGCCACCAUCUCCCAUCGCUCCCCUUGAACAAUCCUUCGUGUUACACGCCCCUUUUGGUGACGACAGUUCCAGUUAUGCCUCUGAUAACAGUAUGGGAUCAAGCAAUAAAAGUUCUAAGUCAAAACUGGGAAGGGCCAAACGAAUCUUUCAUAGAGGACUUAAAAGUGACGAUUCGAGCGCCUUGAGCGAUUCCGAAUGCCAGCCGGCUAGUUGGAGGCACAAUUACUAUAAAGAGCAUAACACUCAUCAAAAUACUGAGGUUUAUGUUGAACCUCCAUCACCAGUUGAACUGAAGCCAGAUCCAGAAGUACUUCGAGAGGUCCAAAAAUCACCAGCACAUACAGCUCAUAGACGCCAGGCAAUACGGACGAGUUCAUUGAACUUGGGAAAGGACACACCAAAAUUUCGUGAUAGAAGUCUCAAAAGGGAAAAAUCAGCAUCGAGAAGCUCCGAAUUGGACAGUAGUCCGAACUCAGCGGGGUCAAGGUCGCAUGAUGGUGACCACGAUGACGAUGAUGACAGCCUGGAUAUAAAGACAAAGAAAAGCAAUAUACAAAGAUGGUACUCGUUCAGGACGAACGUACUUAACGGCGGCCCCAAAGCAAAUAAUACUCUGCAGCCUGCCCCCAACCAAAAGAAUCCUGAAACUUACUUGUCACGUCCGAUGUCGUCACUGUCGUGUGGUCAGCUGCAUAUACUGAGGAAGCUAGCGUUACUGCGGCUGACAGCUUGUAUGGAAAGAUAUUGUCCGUCGCAUAAAUCCGGUUGGAAUUGGGAGCUACCUAAACUUAUAAGAAAGAUCAAGACGCCAGAUUACAAAGAUAAGACAGUUUUCGGCGUACCUCUGACAGUAUCUCUACAGAGGACGGGUCACUCUUUGCCAAAACCGAUUCAAUGCGCUCUUAAUUGGCUGAAAAACAAUGCAUUAGAACAGAUGGGUAUAUUCAGAAAGGCGGGAGUAAAAUCUCGAAUAGCCAAACUGAGAGCCAUGGUGGAGUCAGCGGGAGCGACUACAGCAACAUUCGCCAUCGAGAACAUGAACACCAUAGACCCAAACCAGUCUAGUUUGAACUUCGACGGCGCCCAGGCUCAUGACGUAGCGGAUAUGGUGAAGCAGUACUUCAGAGAGCUCCCUGAUGCUUUGCUGACUAACAAAUUGAGUGAAACCUUCAUCGCUAUAUUCCAACAUGUUCCGGAGCCGCUCAGGCCAGAUGCCGUUCAAUGUGCAUUACUGCUUCUACCCGAGGAACAUCUGGAGGCCUUGCAGUCUCUACUGAUUUUCUUAGCGGAGGUCGCGGAACACUCAACCACGAAUCAAAUGACGGCUUCAAAUUUGGCCGUUUGUUUUGCGCCGACGCUGUUAAGACUACACCACGCGCCUCCGCAGACUGGUAGCACCAAAGAAGGAAAUUCAAAUAGAACCCUGAUAGAGAGCGCCCUUGACCAGCGCCAGAUCAGCGAGUCCCGAGCAGCACACGCCUGCCUGCUGCUGCUGGUGACGCAGCACAAACAGCUGUUCCUCGCACCAGCUGAUAUGCUGGCCAGGUGCAAGUUCAAUUACUUCGAGGAGAGCGUACCGGUAUCGCUUGAAGAGUUGGGAGCGGAUUUCAAUCAAGACUGGAAAGGUUUUCAGCAAGCCUGCAUCAAAGCUUUACUCAAAGAAGCCAAAGAGAAAACGCGCGGCUGGAUGUCAGUGUCGGGAGCGGCGCCUCACGUUGAGCUGUGCUGCAAGAAAGUGGGAGACGGACAUCCGUUGAGGUUGUGGAGGGCGACCACCGACGUGGAAGCACCGCCGCAGGAGGUGAUGCAAAGGAUACUCCGCGAGAGGCAUAUUUGGGACGAUUCCCUUGUAAAGUGGCGCGUGGCUGAAAAGUUGGGACCUAACGCAGAAGUCUUUCAAUACAUCACAGCAUCCAGCUUCAACUUGCCUCAUAGGGACUAUUGUGUGCUACGAUCUUGGCAGCAGGGUGGCAGCGGCGGCGGCGGUUGGUGCGCGGUGGCGGAGACGUCGGUAGCUCACGGGGCGGCGUCCGAUGGAGCCCGGGGCGUCGUUCUGGCGUCGAGAUACCUCGCACAGCCUGCGGGUAAAGGGCGCAGUAGACUUGUACAUCUCGCCAGGGUCGAUACUAUGGGACGUACUCCGGAAUGGUACAACAAAUGCUAUGGUCAUAUCUGUGCAUUGUACCUGGCCAGGAUUCGAGCCUCCUUCAAGCAUAACACAGAAGGACCCGAAUCGAAUGUAUGAUCCAAACAUUCCACUUAAGUCUCAUCCAACUGGGACAGACUUAAGUUUAACUCUACCUGAACGAAGCUUGUAUGGCUUCCAUAAUAAUAAUUCUGUGGAUAUCGUCUGUGUUGUACACCAAAUGUGGUAUUUAAAAAUAAAAAUCUCAAAUAUUACUUGCUAGAUAUGAAAUAGGCAUAAUAUUUUUGAUUUCAUUACUUAUUAGUAAUUUUUACCUACCUCCAACAUUCAUGUUAUAAUUUUUUAUUUUUUUUUGUAUUAUAAGAAAAACAUUUAACCAUCAACAGAUGCUAAAUAAAAAAAGCACAAUGCAAUUGUGAAAAUGAAAUUAAAUUAAAAAAAAGGAAGCUUUCAAUGCACUGUUGUAAUGGUGAAAUGUGUCCUUACCUAUUCGCCCACAAGGGACCUACCAAAAAGCCUGACUGCAUUACGCAUAUUAUUUAGUGUUUUAGGUUAAAAAAAAAUGUAUAUAAUAUACAAAAUUCGUGAUUAUAGAUUCCCCAUGGUGCAUAGUGAAUGUCUUACUGUAGAUUUAUUGAUAUAUUAUUCAAAAUUGUGAGUAGUAAUCUCAAUGUUUGUAGAUUUGAAAUAUUACCAAGACCUAUGUAAAGUUAUCAUAACAUAUCACUAGUCAUAUUAUUAUAUUCAUUAUUAAAUUAAAUAACACUUUUGUCUGUACCUGCCCUGUGUUCAGGACACAGUAUUACAAUAUGUAAAUAAAAGUUUAUCCAUAUAUACUCUGUGUACUUACCGUCAAAGUUGGCGUUUAUGUGAAAAUUAUAAUUAUUGACGUAUAAUUCCGUGUUAAAAGUUAUAUAAAGUUUUAAUUGUAAGAAGUCUGACUGUAAAUAAGGGAUAAGUAUAAUCAUCACAAUUUUAUGAUCUAUUUAUAAGUUGUAUGACGUGUUUCAUGAUGCAAGGUUAUUCGUGGAUGAGAACUCAUUUUUGCCUAACGCAGCCUAACCAGAGUUCCAAAGUAUUCAGUUUAAAAUAAAAUGCAGUUUGAAACACUCAUACAAAAUAAUUGUAUUUCCAAUUCUGGAAGAAAUAAUAUGGAGCCAAAUAUCACAAUCUUUGUAAAUAAUUAUAAGCAAUGAUAUUUUACGUAAAUCUCAAAUAAUUUAUGUGUUGCUAGUUACCUGUGAAAUCACAAUUUAAUAAUGCUUUGGUGCAGUUGUUGUAAUAAGUGAAAUUGUAUUUAUUUCUUCUCUUAUUCAUAGUACACCAUUUACAUAAUAUAUUAUACUAAAUCUAUAACUAUUUAAUAUUUAGUUAUUUCAAAUUUGUGCAUUAUAUUAUUGAACACUAAGAGAAAUCAAUGUUGUAGAUUAAAAAGAUAUUGGCAUGUAAGGAGGUCUAAUAUAGUCAGUGGAGUAUUGGAAAAAGAGGUUCUGUGAAUGUUCAUAUUUUAAAAUAUUUAAAGUCUUUAUUAAUAAAAUAUGCUUUGAGAAAGUUUAUAUAGAAACCUGUAUUUGCUAAAAGCCCUUUUCAACUAAUAAUAAAAAUAAUUUGAUUAAAAAAUAUAAAAGAACUUAAAUUGUUUAGUAUAUAACUAAUUUAUAUUAUUGUUGUUGCAAAUUUUUGCAAAUUAAAUGUUGUUAGGAAUUAUGAAAAAAAUACUAUUUUGAUAAUAAAUGCAAUACUUUUAAACUCUCAAUGUAAAUGUUUAGUGCACCCGAUUAAAAUUAUAUUCCGUCAUUUUGAUGUUUACCAAUAAAUACUCCUUGUAUGUUAUUAUGUAAAUUACCUUAUGUAAAAUAAACUAAUGCAUUGUGAUUUAUUCUUUAUGAAUUAUAUGGACCAUUAUAAA
Molecule: messenger RNA, 5369 nt
Organism: Danaus plexippus (monarch butterfly)
Lineage: Eukaryota; Metazoa; Arthropoda; Insecta; Lepidoptera; Nymphalidae
Gene: cv-c
Product: rho GTPase-activating protein 7
Exons: 20
Coding region: 452-3559 (1035 amino acids)
Biological process (GO): regulation of Rho protein signal transduction; signal transduction; actin cytoskeleton organization
Molecular function (GO): GTPase activator activity; lipid binding
Source: RefSeq, a predicted model, not a curated record